GAUUUUUUAUCAGAAAAUCUGUCGAGUCGAGGCAACGCGCUCUCGAAAUGCAAAAGGCUACUUUCAGACUUUUUCCACGCUGUGAAGUCAAUGUGAAUUGAACAAAUGCUCGAGAAAGUGAACCGAAGUGAGAAUAAUCGAAUCCUCAUCGUCGCAUAUACAGAAUGUAAGAAAUAUGGUGGCAGCACGAUCCGGAAGGUGAAAGUUCUUACAAAGAAAAGGGAAGGAGUGGUGGUGCAUAUAUAGAGGGGCGAGAGGGCGCGGCUUGUCCAGACGCUUUCCAUCCUGACGACGACGACGACCACGACCACGACGACAACGACAACGAACAAUGUCGCCGAGGUUGAUAUUCCUCUUAGGAACCCUCUGUCUAUUCGCCGGAGCACAAGUAAGAGCUCAAGAUGACGAAGGAGCUGAUGAACUCGACGCAAAUGCCGAAGAACUUUGCCAUGAUAGACCAGGAGACGAGUACUUCCGAUUAAACGUUGGAGGAGACUGUCGCGAUGUCGUCAGGUGCGACAAAGCCAGUGAAAUCGGCGUUACCAGGUUGGCAACAGUAAGAUGUCCGACCGGUCUCGCUUUCGACAUUGAACGGCAGACUUGCGACUGGAAGACAAAUGUCAAGAACUGCGAACAACUGGAGAAGCCACGUAAGGUCUUACCCAUCUUAAAAACCGACGAACCAGUUUGCCCAGAUGGAAAGUUGUCCUGCGGAAACAAAGAGUGCAUCGAUAAGGAGCUCUUCUGUAACGGCAAGCCUGAUUGUAAGGACGAGUCUGAUGAAAAUGCUUGCACCGUCGAAACUGAUCCAAAUCGUGCACCAGAUUGUGAUCCAACACAAUGCGUUUUACCAGAUUGUUAUUGUUCCGCUGAUGGUACUCGUAUUCCUGGUAACAUCGAACCCCAACAAGUUCCACAGAUGAUUACAAUAACAUUUAACGGAGCAGUAAAUGUUGAUAACAUCGAUCUUUACGAAGAAGUCUUCAAUGGUCAACGACAAAAUCCUAAUGGUUGCCAAAUACGUGGUACCUUCUUUGUCUCUCACAAAUACACCAACUAUUCAGCUGUUCAAGAUCUUCAUCGACGUGGUCAUGAAAUCGCAGUUUUCUCUCUCACUCACAAAGAUGAUCCACAAUACUGGACUCAAGGUACCUACGACGACUGGUUGGCUGAGAUGGCCGGAGCCAGACUUAUCAUCGAACGUUUCGCUAAUAUUACUGAUGGAUCCAUCAUCGGUAUGAGGGCUCCAUACCUCAGAGUAGGCGGUAACACGCAAUUCGACAUGAUGGCCGAUCAAUUUUUCGUUUAUGACGCCUCCAUCACAGCUUCCCUAGGGCGUGUACCAAUCUGGCCAUAUACUCUAUAUUUCCGUAUGCCUCACAAAUGUAACGGUAAUGGUGGAAACUGUCCGUCGAGAUCACAUCCAGUUUGGGAAAUGGUAAUGAACGAGCUCGAUCGUAGAGACGACCCAACCUUCGAUGAAUCUUUACCCGGUUGUCACAUGGUCGAUUCCUGUUCCAACAUUCAAACUGGCGAACAAUUCGGCAGACUUCUCAGACACAACUUUAACAGGCAUUUUAACAGUAACAGAGCACCACUCGGCCUACACUUCCACGCCUCGUGGUUAAAGAGCAAGAAGGAAUACAAAGAAGAACUGAUCAAAUUCAUCGAGGAAAUGCUCGCUAGAAGCGACGUUUACUUUGUUACUAUGGUUCAGGUUAUUAAGUGGAUGCAAACGCCGACCGAACUGUCAGCAUUGAGAGACUUCCAAGAUUGGAAGGAGACAUGUGAUGAAAAGGGUCAACCCUACUGUUCCUUGCCAAAUGCUUGUCCACUUACAACUAGAGAACUUCCAGGCGAAACUUUGCGUCUUUUUACUUGCAUGGAGUGUCCUAACAAUUAUCCAUGGUUACUCGACCCGACUGGCGAUGGUUUUGCUGUAAAGAAAUGAACAAUGGACUGAAAGUUGCUCGAUUUUGCGUCGAGACGCGCGAUUUUUCAAUGAACGAAUGAAACAAAAAAAAAUAAUAAAUAGAAAAGUAAUACAAGCAGGGAAAAUAGGUCUCCGGAAGAAUCUUCGUGUGCAUUUGGAAGCAAGCUCCGGUCGACUCGGAACUCCCCUAUAGCGAAGAAAGUUUAAAAAACAAAACAAAAAACUCUCGUUGCAUCAGUACGAGACUAUAGAAAGUUUUGACACAGGACAUUUAGUUGAAACCAUUCCGAUCUCAUCGAACUCGUGCGAUCAUCUUGCUCUUCUUGCCUGAUCCGCGCCCUGGCUUCGUAUUUUCGUACUUUUCCUCUUUUUUUUCUUCUUUCUUUCUAUUUACGACAUAUCGUGCACAGUGUAUCAAUAAGUUAGCGAAGUGAAAAAUUAUUUGUUGAAAAUAAUAUGUAUUUAUAAUUGUACAUCAUCGUGAAUAAAGCGUAAAAUCAA
Molecule: messenger RNA, 2434 nt
Organism: Vespa crabro (European hornet)
Lineage: Eukaryota; Metazoa; Arthropoda; Insecta; Hymenoptera; Vespidae
Gene: verm
Product: chitin deacetylase 1
Exons: 7
Coding region: 332-1951 (539 amino acids)
Biological process (GO): carbohydrate metabolic process
Cellular component (GO): extracellular region
Molecular function (GO): protein binding; chitin binding
Source: RefSeq, a predicted model, not a curated record